This is a messenger RNA of Neltuma alba, 1471 nucleotides long. RefSeq names its product secreted acidic protein 1A. The transcript has a single exon. Lineage: Eukaryota; Viridiplantae; Streptophyta; Magnoliopsida; Fabales; Fabaceae. The coding region runs from base 124 to 768 and encodes 214 amino acids. The record is from RefSeq and is a predicted model, not a curated record.
GGGUCUCUUCCUCGCGGUAGUUCUGAACUGCUGAUACAGCAUUCCUCCUCCUCAAACCCUAAUUUGUGCCACCCAAAGUCCUCAGUCCUCAUCGCCACCAUCUCGCCUUCACUGCUCUAAUUUAUGGCCGAAACCAAGAGCCCGGACGAACCAACAUUCCCUACGAAGCGUAAGCCUGAUAUAAACGGCGAAGAUUCUCACGGUCAUCAGAACAAAGCUCAAAAGCUCGAAACUCUAGAGGAUAAGUCAUUGGCCCCAUCAAAUGAACCGAAACACCACGAGGCCUCUUUAAUUUCGAAUCACAAUGUUGAUGUUCUUAGUUGUAAUUGUUCUUCUGCCACCGACGAGAAAGUCGAAAAAGUUCAGUCCGAUGUCGUCGCAGAGGAUGGGGGCGACGAAGGCGGUAAUCCUGAUCACGGUGGUGCUGAGGAUGAUGGGGACGAAGAUGAAGACGGCGGCGGCGAAGAAUCGAAUGGAGAAGUUGUGGACCGAAAGGGAAAAGGCAUUAUGAGAGCUGACAAGGGGAAAGGGAAAUUGAUAGAAGAAGAUGACGAGGACGACGAAGACAGCGAUGACGACGACGAUUCCAGUGACGAUGGGGUUGUUUCCGAUGGUGACAGUGACCUGUCGGAUGACCCACUUGCAGAGGUGGACUUGAAUAACAUCCUUCCUUCAAGGACUCGGAGGCGGACAAUUCAUCCCGGAGAAUACAUUGCUAAUGAUCCGGGGAAUGAUGACGAUGAUGAGAGUGAUGAUAGCGAUAUAUAAGCCCGGAAGGUUAGUAGGAAUUUUUAGAAUUAGUUAUUGGGAUAGCUGUGUUGUAGAUCGUGAGAACUUUCUGUUCUGGAAACAAUGCGGUGAUGUAAUUUUCAUUUUGAUAUUUCAACUCUAAUUAAGGAACUCCUCCACUUGCUGUUCCGCACCAUGGCAGUUCGCUCAUUCUAUCGGUUUAUACGUGCUUGAAAGUCACCGACAGUUUCGCACCGUAUAACUUUACUGAUACGAUGGCUUGAGGUUAUUGACUAUUCGCUUUAAUGUUUCCCAAUUGUCAAAAAACUGCUACUUGACAUCGUGGCAAUUGAGUUCUUGGUGAGGCAUUUCAGUGUAGGUUGAAGUAUAUUGGACUAAUCACCAAACAUUGCUGUCAUUGCAUGCAUAACAUAACAAGGACUGAACUGUCCCGAGUGAUUAAAUACUUGGAAAUUGGGAUGAAAUGAGAACCUUUUCAGGCGAAGGAAAGAAGUCAGUAAUUCUUGGUGUUUUAGAGAUUGUUGUGGACUGUGAAUAUUGCCAUUCAUGUCUCUUCUCUGAAGAAAAAUCCAUCACUAGUGACUCAAUUUCCAUUCUCUCGCCUUGUUUGUUUCUUUGAGCCGGCGGAAUUGUUGUCCCCCUUCAUUCGCCAUUUUCUUGUAUGUUUCUGUGAGCCUAACAGAAUUGUCUGCCAUCUUUAGUCCACCUUGGCUUUCUGCAA